Messenger RNA from Toxotes jaculatrix (banded archerfish), 2013 nucleotides. It is a transcript of the gene kcnn2, whose product is annotated as potassium calcium-activated channel subfamily N member 2. Bases 1 to 2013 code for a protein of 670 amino acids. Gene Ontology annotation, biological process: potassium ion transmembrane transport. Gene Ontology annotation, cellular component: neuronal cell body; plasma membrane; neuron projection. Gene Ontology annotation, molecular function: small conductance calcium-activated potassium channel activity; calmodulin binding. The transcript has 8 exons. Lineage: Eukaryota; Metazoa; Chordata; Actinopteri; Toxotidae. The record is from RefSeq and is a predicted model, not a curated record.
AUGGAAACCCCUUUGCAGCUGCAGAACGAUUUCUAUCCAGAGCAGCAGUUCCAGCACUGUAAGUACCAGCACUACUGCGGGCGGGAGGAUCGGCUCAGCAAGCAGCACGACCAAUGCUGCACCUGCAAUAACUGCACCUGUGAUGCGAGAAAAAGCCUCGUCUUUCGCGGGACGUCGCCGACCACUGUGGGAACUUUAAGGACACCUUCGGAAACGUCUUCGAGGCAAGGUUGCCAGUACAGCGUCUGCGAGUUCACACCCUCUAGUCAUGGUAGUUCAUCCAGACAUCAUCAUCCUCACCAUCAGCAGCAGCAUUGCCGUGAUCGGCAGCGGGGCAGCCUGGGCAGCAGCCACAAAGACAGUAACUCCUACAAUGAAAUAGCCAUGAGCAGCUGCAGAUACAACGGCGGCGUAAUGCGGCCGCUGAGCAACUUGAGCUCGUCCCGCAGAAACAUACACGAGUUUGAUUCCGAGUCCCAGCCUUUACAGCCCAUCUCAGCCGCAGAUGCGUCGGACACUCUAGUAUCCAAGCCGGAGAAUAAUUCCACCACCCUGAUGCCUUACGCAUCGGGAGACGGAGGGGGAGGCUGCAGCCACAGCGGCGGUAAAUCGGGUAAAAAGAAGAACCAGAACAUUGGGGAAAAGCUCGGGCACAGGAGGGCCCUGUUUGAGAAGAGGAAGCGGCUCAGCGACUAUGCUUUAAUCUUUGGGAUGUUUGGGAUCGUUGUUAUGGUUAUAGAGACUGAACUCUCAUGGGGAGCCUAUGGAAAGGAGUCCCUGUAUUCAUUAGCUCUAAAAUGCCUGAUAAGCCUUUCUACAAUCAUUCUCCUGGGGCUGAUUAUCAUAUACCAUGCGAGAGAGAUACAGUUAUUUAUGGUGGACAACGCAGCUGAUGACUGGAGGAUAGCCAUGACAUAUGAGCGCAUCUUCUUCAUCUGCCUGGAGAUCCUAGUGUGCGCCAUCCACCCCAUCCCAGGGAACUACACAUUCACCUGGACGGCACGCCUGGCCUACUCCUAUGUGCCAUCCAAGACGGAUGCGGAUGUGGACAUCAUCUUGUCCAUCCCCAUGUUCCUGCGGCUGUACCUCAUCGCUCGUGUCAUGCUGCUGCACAGCAAGCUCUUCACGGACGCAUCAUCCCGCAGCAUCGGUGCACUCAACAAGAUUAACUUCAACACACGCUUUGUGAUGAAGACCCUCAUGACCAUCUGUCCUGGCACUGUGCUGCUGGUCUUCACCAUCUCGCUGUGGAUCAUUGCUGCAUGGACUGUGAGAGCUUGCGAGAGGUACCAUGACAACCAGGACAUAACCAGCAACUUUCUAGGAGCCAUGUGGUUGAUCUCAAUCACAUUUCUUACCAUUGGAUAUGGGGAUAUGGUCCCAAACACAUACUGUGGGAAAGGAGUCUGCCUCCUGACUGGCAUUAUGGGUGCUGGCUGUACUGCUUUGGUGGUGGCUGUGGUGGCAAAGAAACUGGAAUUAACCAAAGCUGAAAAACAUGUCCACAAUUUUAUGAUGGACACCCAGCUAACAAAAAGAGUGAAAAACACAGCUGCGAAUGUUCUCAGGGAGACGUGGCUCAUCUACAAGAACACCAAACUGGUGAGGAAGAUGGACCACGCCAGAGUCAGGAAGCACCAGAGGAAAUUUCUCCAAGCCAUUCACCAAUUGAGAAGUGUUAAAAUGGAGCAACGCAAGCUGAAUGACCAAGCAAACUCACUAGUGGACCUUGCUAAGACUCAGAAUAUCAUGUAUGACAUGAUAUCGGACUUGAAUGAGAGAGGAGAGGACAUGGAGAAGAGGAUUGCCUUGCUGGAGACAAAGCUUGAGACUCUACUGAGUAACUUGCAGGCUCUGCCAGGACUCAUCAGCCAGGUCAUCAGCCAGCAGCACAGGGACUUCCUGGAGGUGCAGCUCCAGCCUUAUGACAAACACAGCCCUGAACGCUCACAGUCAGUGUCCCGACGGAGGUCGUCCUCCACAGCACCGCCCACCUCCUCCGAGAGCAGCUAG